Messenger RNA from Eremothecium sinecaudum, 1857 nucleotides. RefSeq names its product PAN-complex poly(A)-binding subunit PAN3 (gene PAN3). The record is from RefSeq and is a predicted model, not a curated record. Lineage: Eukaryota; Fungi; Ascomycota; Saccharomycetes; Saccharomycetales; Saccharomycetaceae. Gene Ontology annotation, cellular component: P-body; PAN complex. Gene Ontology annotation, molecular function: poly(A) binding; protein kinase activity; ATP binding. The coding region runs from base 1 to 1857 and encodes 618 amino acids. Gene Ontology annotation, biological process: nuclear-transcribed mRNA poly(A) tail shortening; mRNA processing; protein phosphorylation. The transcript has a single exon.
AUGAAUAAAUCGAAAACUGAUUGGGCGAAGGACACGCCUUGUAAAAACAUCACGAUAUAUGGCUACUGUAAAUACGAAAAGGAUGGAUGCAUAUUUAAUCACGGCAAAACAGGAGGUGCAACGUUUGCAAAUGCCACUACAACUGGUGGGCCAACUGCAAAUAUUCCACCAGCGGUCACUAAUGCUCCUGCUCUCAACCAUACGAAGUCUACAUUCAAUGUCGAAAAGGCCACCAGUUUUACACCCUCGGUAGCAAUUCCUGAUUUUAGUACCAUUCAGAGUUUUACGCCAGAAAGAAUUAUUUCUCCUCCUAGUACUGAUGCUAAUAAUUCAUCAUAUCCAGCAAACUUCAAUCCUUACGGAUCCGAUAGUUUUAAUCCUUCCGCUACAGUAUCAGGAUCUGCUUCCGCUUCAUACCAAAAUCCAGCUUCCGGGAGCAAUACAGCCCCAGCUCCUCCGCCGCCACCACCACCGCCCCCUUCUAGACCGGGUCCAAUUGCGGCUUCUGGAUAUAUGCCAACGAUUGCCGGAACAACAUUCCCUACAGUCUAUCCCCCAUCCCACUCUAUUCUUCAAUACCACUUAUAUGCUCCAGAUCCACCACCGCAUCUGCAAUUACCACUUAAACCGAAUGAACGUACGCCGGAGACCCUCUUUAUACCUAAUAGCUUGCGAGAACAACUUGUGAAGCGGAAUUUAUCAUCCUUACAGGUGUUUCCUUCUGGUGGUACACUUCCAGAGGUGGUCGGAGACUACUUUGGUCUCGUUCCAUUAGAGUUUCAUAACAGGCAACCUAAUAAAAGUCGAUAUCUUGGCCACCAGAACUCUCUUUACAAAGUCUUCUCGAAUCUUGAUGGUAAGGUAUACAUUAUACGUCGAAUUCAUGAUGUUAAGAUUGUUGAUGUAGCUCAGAUAUCCGUUCCAUUUAGAAAAUGGCAAAAGGUUUCCUGCACCAACAUAGUUCAGAUAAAGGACGCUUUUACCAGUAGAGCGUUUGGAGAUUCCUCGUUGUGUGUUGUGUAUGAUUACUACGCGCAGUCAAAUACACUAUACGAAACACAUGUAGCAAGCUAUACUGUUACACCGGUAACGCAGGAGUAUUUGUGGAGCUAUUUGGUCCAGUUAACAAAUGCUAUCAAAGAAAUACACAGCCAUGGGUUAUUUAUUAAUCGGAUGUGUUUAGAUAAAAUAAUUGUAACUGGUGAUCCUGGUAGAAUUAAACUAAGUGAUUGUGGAAUAUUCGAUAUUCUAUCAUAUGAUAAAAACUGUGAUAUUACUAAGAAACAUCAGCAGGAUUUUAAGGAUUUAGGAUCAAUUCUAUUUGACCUAGCACGCAAAAUGACAUCUACAAAAGAGGAAUCAAUAGAUAAUUUAGACAUUGAUCCGUCAUUCAAAAAGGCUCUAUCUUAUCUACUUUCGGAUGAUAAGAAGGAUAUUUUCGAAUUUACUGCACUUUUUAGCCAUAAAAUACUAGAUGUUAUCAACUCUUACCAGAAAUAUUCUGAGUAUGUUGAACAAAAUCUAAUGCGUGAAUUAGAAAAUGGUCGUUUAUUUCGUCUAAUGUGCAAAUUGAAUUUCAUAUUCGGUAGAUUGGAAUCCAGUUUACAUAGCAGUUGGUCAGAAGCUGGAGAUAAAUUCCCAAUUAUAUUAUUCUACGACUACGUUUUUCAUCAGGUCGAUGAGAAUGGUCGACCGGUAAUGGAUCUUUCCCAUGUUUUGAGGUGUUUAAAUAAAUUAGAUGGUGGUGUCUCAGAGAAAAUAAUAUUGGUUACACCAGAUGAGUUGAACUGCAUUAUUAUUAGCUAUAAGGAGCUAAAGGAUUUAAUUGAUUCAACUUUUCGAUCAAUGACGCAGUAG